This is a messenger RNA of Penicillium taxi, 1842 nucleotides long. Its product is annotated as ESCRT-II subunit protein VPS36. Bases 1 to 1842 code for a protein of 613 amino acids. Gene Ontology annotation, molecular function: phosphatidylinositol-3-phosphate binding; ubiquitin binding. Gene Ontology annotation, biological process: protein transport to vacuole involved in ubiquitin-dependent protein catabolic process via the multivesicular body sorting pathway. The transcript has 3 exons. Gene Ontology annotation, cellular component: late endosome membrane; ESCRT II complex. The record is from RefSeq and is a predicted model, not a curated record. NCBI's taxonomy places the organism in Eukaryota, Fungi, Ascomycota, Eurotiomycetes, Eurotiales, Aspergillaceae.
AUGUUUUUCAAGUCGCUGGAUUUGACUACAGCACUCCGGCCUCUUCUGUUACCUGAUGAGACUCUUCUCUUUGUCCAGGACGCGAUCCCCAAUUAUCAAGAUGGCCAUGCCUAUCUCACAUCACACCGAGUAUGCUAUGUUGCUACUGAAGAACCACGCAAGUACUCAGUAGCAUUGGAUCUGAAGGAAAUAGAUCGUGCAGAAUAUCAGGUGCACCCGUCCCCGAUCUUAUUAGCAGGCAAUUGUGCCAUACAGGCCGGCUUUUUGAGAUCAUCGCCUAAGAUCACCAUUUACCCCAAGCCGCAAAAGGGCAAAUCAGAAAAAUCACGGAGUACAACUGCUAGCCCUGCUGUAUCUCUACCAGCGACUCCUUUCCAACCCAAUAUCGCACCGCCACAGUCUCCCAAACCAGUAAAUGCAACUUGGAUUUGUGCUAUAUGUACAUUUUCAAAUCCCGUGCCCUCAAACUUUGACCCAUUGGCAGCUACUGCAGGAACUCAUGUGCCACCAUGUCUCGCCUGUGGUAUUAAGCCGCCAUUCACAACAGUUCUCAAAGCUGCAAUUAGUGCGGUGUCAACUCAUGACUCAUUACUGCCCGAGUUGAACUCAGUCCCCGCUGAAAAUAGCACAGCUGAAAGUGCUAGCUCUGUAUUAGCUCCGUUGAAUACACCGGGGGUCUCUGUACCAUGUCUUCGAUGUACCUUUGUCAAUCAUCCAUCGCUCGCUGAAUGUGAGAUAUGCGGAGCGCCACUAACAUCUGCCAUUCCUUCACAUAUGGCCGGCCAUCAACGUCGUGAAGACUCACCAGCACCAUUUUUUGAGAGUCCGCGCAUGACAAACACAGAAAUCACUGAAAACAUUAAGCUCUCAUUUCGUGGUUCUGGAGAGAAAACUUUCUAUGAGCGACUCAAAGGUGCCCUAAUUCAACGUAAAUGGCUUCUUCAAAAUGCUCCGCCAGUGCCUCCACCGUCCCAGGCUAGUUUGACGAGUGCGCCUAACACCACGGCCUUGGAGAGUCCACAGCCAAAAAUUCGGCCAAACGCCGUGGGUAUUGCCGGAUUGGAACAGCGAAGGAUGGAGGCUCGCAUGAACAACCAAUUAGUCAUUGGUGGUGCAUUUGAGGAUCUCGAGGCGCUUAUGGCAUCUGCUAAGCAGAUUGUUGCUCUGGCUGAGACUCUCGCCCAAGAAUCUGGCAUGGUCACCCAGGAAGGAUCUGCAGAGACUAGUGCAGUUAUAUCGCAAUCAGCGGCAGCCCUGGGCAUGGUGACUACAAAGGACAUGCUUAGCUCCGGAUCGGAGAAUCUGUACCUCUCGGAACUCUCACGUGACCUGGCCGAGUAUCUCACUGAUGAUCGAAAGGGAGUUCUGCAACGAGAAGGCGGUAUCAUAAGUUUAAUCGAUCUGUGGUCGGUGUUCAACCGAUCGCGCAAUGGAGUUGAACUGAUUAGUCCAUCUGAUUUCCAGAAAGCGGCCGAGCUGUGGGAGAAGUUGAAGCUCCCCGUCCGCUUGCGUCGGUUCAAGAGCGGGCUCUUGGUGGUUCAGCGAUAUGACUGGAGCGACGAGAAGACGGUCCGUCAGCUUCUAGACUGGAUGGAAGAGCUUCGUAAAAUUCCACCAGAUGAACCCGUUCCAUGGGACUGGACUGUUUUUGGCCGGGCCGUGACGGCACAAGAGGCGGGCCAGCGGUUUAGGUGGAGUGUUGGUGUGGCUGCAGAGGAGCUGGAGAUGGCUGAAGACCGGGGAGUUUUGUGUCGAGAAGAGGGAAUUGAGGGUCUUCAGUUCUGGGGUAACUACAUGGUAACCCCAGACUCAUUUUCCAGAAUUCUAGGAGGAAUUCAAUAA